Molecule: messenger RNA, 1795 nt
Organism: Hippocampus zosterae (dwarf seahorse)
Lineage: Eukaryota; Metazoa; Chordata; Actinopteri; Syngnathiformes; Syngnathidae
Product: zinc finger protein 260-like
Exons: 9
Coding region: 326-1795 (489 amino acids)
Biological process (GO): regulation of transcription by RNA polymerase II
Molecular function (GO): RNA polymerase II cis-regulatory region sequence-specific DNA binding; DNA-binding transcription factor activity
Source: RefSeq, a predicted model, not a curated record
CCCGCACUCAAAAAGAAGACGACGAAGACGACGACGAAGCAACAGAAACAGAAACGACAGAAGACUGGACCGACGACUGACAAGUUAUGUAAACGCAUGCUUCCGUUAGCGGGGUGUCCGCUUGGUCCACUUGAAGCAACUUCUUCGCGCAGCGGACUUGUUUGAUUCCCGCCACUGAAGCCAAUGCCCAAUGAUACUGGAUCACAAUAACAAAGAACUUGAGACGCAAAUGUGGAAACGUCUUCAGGUUUCGUCCAAAGGACUUGGCCUAAAAUGGAUGUGUGUCUUUGAAGGCAUCACCUGCAUAUAGAUCUCCAAUUGCACCAUGACCACGCAUACCACCACAAGGUCAUCGUCCACAUACUCAGUCGAAGGUGACGAUGCAGCGCUCACGUCCGGGUCAUCCUCAGCGGUCGGCGAUGACGCACUGGUGUGCAGCUGGAUGCGACGCUUCCGGGACGUGGGCCCCGUCACGCUGCAGCUGGAAGGCGGGCCCGCCUGCGCCCGCCUCUACUGUGAUGACAUUGACGGUCUGGCGGAGGGCGGAGGCCUAGCCGAGGCCUUCCUGGUGGAGAUCUUCCGCUGCAAGCUGUGCCAGUUCACCUGUGGCCUCAAGAGCGCCAUCUGCAGUCACCUGCUGAUGGUUCACACCUCAUUGGAGGAGGCGGGGAUUCAGCGGUCGCCCCCCACCUACACCCUCGAACUUAAGCACGACGAUGACGAUUUGCUGCUGUACGACAUGUUGCACGACAUCGGCCCAGACGCGGGGUUAAAGGUCGCGCACAGCUGUGAGCAGGUCAGCAGCCUGUUUGAAGACGACGAGUCCAUCUUCCCCGUGAAGACCACAUCGGGUUCCACGGAUGCCACUUCCGAGGAGACGGCACAGUCCGCCCACCUCAUGACGCUCGGACUGUGUCGCAUCACCGCCCCACGGCCGGCUGCACCCCUGCCGGAGAUCCCGCAGCCUCUUGUCUCCGGACGGGCGCGGUCGACCGAUCCGCCGUCGGACCCGCUGACAUCCGAGGACGCAGGGAAGGGUGCUAAAAAGAAAAAUGAUGCUUGCCGUCUAUCCAAGAGACAUCGUGCGUGGCGUCAAGCGAACCGGCGCCGCCGGAAGCGGUCGGCUGAGCGGCAGGCGGAGCUAAAGUCUCGCAGGAGGAGGACGGUUGUGAAGAAGAAAGAGGAGGAGCAGGGGCAAAAACAGCCAGACUCACAUGACUUCGGGGACGCAGACGAAAGUCGUCGUGUGAUUGAACCAGCUGACAGGAAAAAAAAGAAGAAGAAGAAGGUGACGACGCACCUGGACAGCUCUCGUCACAGAUCAUCAGAAGGAGGAAACGAAUUCGUCUGCUCGCUGUGUCACAAGAAGUUGUCCAGCAAAGUGACCCUGCAGCGCCACCUGGGGGUCCACACUGGAAUCAAACUCUUCACCUGUCCCACCUGCCCGUACACUAGCAGAUUCAAAGAGUCGCUGCAGCAGCACGUCAGGACGCACACCGGUGAGAAGCCGUACAGGUGCGCCUUGUGUCCCUAUGCUUCCAUCGACCGGAGUUCUCUGCGCCGACACUCCCGAACGCACAGCCAAGAAAAACCUCACAAGUGUCAGCAGUGCAACUACAGCAGCAUCCAGAAGAAGAGUCUGGAUCUGCACGCGCGACGCCAUCACACCGGGGAGACGUUUCCAUGCCAACAGUGCCACUACGCCAGCGCAGACCGCCAGCUGCUGCUGAGACACAUGCGUCGACAUCAUCCUCCUCCUGCUCCUCCUCCUCAGCACGCAUCGUCGCCAUCUUAA